AUGGGCAAAUGCAACCAAGAAAAGACCAAGGAUGUUCUUUUUGAUGGCUUUUACAACGAUGGCGAGGAAGCUCCCAUGGGUUGUGAGCCCAUUAUUACCCACCCGUUAGCACCACACUGUUCCGCUACUUCGUCUUCUGUUGCCGAUACUAGCCAGUCGAUCCCGGUAACUGAAACACGCCCCCGCGAGAGGAUGGGCCAAUCAUUCAAAAAAGAGGCCAACAACGUUCUCUUCGAUGGCUUCUCCAAUGAUCCUACAGAUGCUUUAAUGGAUUUUGAGUCUGUAAUCGAGCACCCUCUUUCAUCGCCGAUCGACAUACAGGCUUACUGCACAUUGGUAUACCGAUGCGUCCACUUCAAGUCACGCGGUCCUUGCUCCGACUUUUACUCGAGCCCAAGGUCGGAAAGUGAGAUCAGAGAGGGAGCCAGGGCUGCUUUGAGAGAGAAAGAAUCCAACAGGGGCUUCUUCCUCGACGAAUUCCCAUGCCCGCCUGGCAAACCCUCGACCACCACCUUAUGGACCUGGUCGGAACCUCGCAAGAGCUUCAUGCCUCGUUUCUCCAAGUCACCUUUGGACCUCUUGGAAGGCGUCACGAAGGUAUUUGGUUCUUACCAUUUCAUCCUAAAGACCAACAUCCGCGCUUUCUAUCCCCCCUUCCUCCUACCAAUGUCCUUCGCUGACCUUCUAAAAGUCACCGAAGGGCUUUACAAGUCCGGAGGGAGCGUCAUCAUCAGAGCAAUGCGACCGCAGCCUUGGCGGGAUGCGACUAUCCAUCGUCAACAUUAUUGGCGGUUCAAGCGCUUUGGUGUUGUGGAUUUGGAAGCUGUGCCAAGGAGUGCUAUGGAUGAGGAUGAUGAUGAUUCAGCAUCGGAUCUGAGUGAUGAUGAUCCCGCUUGGGAGACUUGGGAUGAUUAUAGGAGUAAAGCUUCAAGGGGAACGGGAACAAGAACGGGAAUGGAAAUGGGAAUGGGGAGAUUGAAAGACUGGUUUGCGAGGCGCUGA
Molecule: messenger RNA, 1002 nt
Organism: Cryptococcus wingfieldii CBS 7118
Lineage: Eukaryota; Fungi; Basidiomycota; Tremellomycetes; Tremellales; Cryptococcaceae
Exons: 5
Coding region: 1-1002 (333 amino acids)
Source: RefSeq, a predicted model, not a curated record